UACAUCUGUCUAUCAGUCAGCCUGCUGCAGCUCUCGGUAGUGUGCGGCCAGUUCCUGCUGCUUGCAAUGACCGUCACCAUCACGCACAAUGCCUUCUCCAAUCCCAGUGACUCGCCUGCUGACACUCGCCAGUGACAUUUAUCCGUCUCUGGAGGUCGGAGCCUGCAGCAGCCCGCUGACCACAUCGGGCUCCACUUUACAAGUUCCUGCUCAGCGGCUGCAUGGGAAAGUUGCCAGUAGACUCUGGUCCUCCGUGAUCAUGUGGAAGGAGCUGCGCUCCGUGCAGCCCGUGGGCUCCGGAGGCUUCGGCUCCGUUUACAAGGCAGAGUAUCUCGGUGAAACUGUUGCACUCAAGAAAGUGAAAAAGAGUGCCAAGAAUCAGCUGGCGUCUCGGCAGAGUUUCUGGGCCGAACUCAAUGCUGCGCACUUGCGUCACAAGAACAUAGUCCGCAUCCUGGCGGCUACCACCUGUGUGCCGGCGGACUUCGAGGACGAAAACCGUAUCGGGGCGGUCCUGAUGGAGUUCGUUGGUAGCCGGAAUCUGCAGCAGAUCAUCUAUGGCAGCGCAGAGCCACUGGAGCCAAACAGGUGGCUCAGAUACUCCUCGGACAUCGUCCACGGCCUGCGAUUCCUUCACUCCCACAGCGUCGUACAUCUGGAUAUCAAACCGGCCAACGUGUUGGUCUCCGGUGAGGACGUGUGCAAAAUCGCUGAUUUUGGCUGUUCCGUGAAAGUGGACCGCGGGUGUGAGGUGACGAGUGUCAGCCCACACCUGAGCCAUGGCGGAGGCACCUACACGCACAGGGCUCCUGAACUGCUGAAAGGCGAAGGAGUGUCUCCCAAAGCAGACAUCUUCUCUUUCGGAAUUACACUGUGGCAGCUGAUCACCCGUGAGCAGCCCUACAUCGGCGACAGGCAGCACGUCCAGUACGCGGUGGUGGCGUACAACCUGCGGCCGUCGCUGCAUGACAAGCCGGCGUUCCGCUCCACGCUGGGGCGGCAGUGUGAGACCCUGGUCACACGGUGCUGGAGCGCAGAGACCCACUGCAGACCCAGCGCCCAGGACGUGCUGCUCCACUUAGAUAAACUGCGGCCUCCUUCCUGAUUUCGUUCCUUUCGACCUUUUUUUUUUUUAAUCAGUUCAGCUGACAGGACAGGCUUUACCCGACUGUGUCGAUUUUUAUGAAGGUUUUUUAAGAUUGAGUGGACAAGCUACACAGCCGGAGCAGUGAUCAAUCUUCUGUCCUUUUGUAUCUAGAGACAUUCAUAUCGAAAUCCGUUCAAAAAUUAAAGCAAUAUCAUCUAUUUCUGCUGACUGGGAAAAUUUAAGAAAUUAUGAAGGGUAGCUUUCAUUGAGUCAAGUAAAGAUGAGGAGUCGUAUUUUAUGUGGUAUGUAAAGCUACUUGUUCAUGUGAGCAAAUCAUCUUUAAGAUGUCAUAUAUUAAGAGAGAAUGGAGUUUCAUAAGCCAUUUUGUCUCACAUUGAAUUUCAAAAUCUUGGCUUCUUUUCUUAAACCAAACGAGUCUGCCAGUAGGGUGGAAUAAUGUCAUUUGCUUCCGAUGCAGCAUCAGUUGUUAAGCAAUUUCAUGUUGAUUUCUUGAACCAAGCCACUUAACCACUAAAAAGAUGGUGUCUUUAAUUCAAGUAAACUGUUCUAACAAGUUGAUUUGUAGUGGGAAAAAGUGUGGACUUAUCUCAUCCCACUGGCAGAAUUUGAUGAAAAAUAAAGUACCUGAGGUAACUAUAAGAUUCAUCGUUUUGCAGUGUAUAAAAUUAGUCCUCUCACACAGAUGAAGUAUUUAUUGUUUUGUACUUUUUGUACUGCAUUGACAUUUAAUCUCAUAAGUGUUCUUUCACAGGCUGUCAACUCAAACCCUACAGACUUUUCAGUGAGGGUUACAGUUGACUUUCUUUUAUCUUAGAUCAUCUCUUUAAACUAGGAUGUAAGAAUGCUUUGGUGUGAAAUGUUUUAUUUCUAACAACAGUAUUUUAAUGUGAUGGGAUUUCAUUAAAAUUAUAUUUAUACUAUG
Molecule: messenger RNA, 2030 nt
Organism: Myripristis murdjan (pinecone soldierfish)
Lineage: Eukaryota; Metazoa; Chordata; Actinopteri; Holocentriformes; Holocentridae
Gene: mos
Product: v-mos Moloney murine sarcoma viral oncogene homolog
Exons: 1
Coding region: 89-1105 (338 amino acids)
Biological process (GO): protein phosphorylation
Molecular function (GO): ATP binding; protein serine/threonine kinase activity
Source: RefSeq, a predicted model, not a curated record